AUGGGUAAUAAGCAAGGCACAACAUCAAGUUGGUCCGUAGAUGAUUGGGCAUAUGGUACUGGUGAAAAUGCUGUACCCGUUGAAGAAGUUGUAGAUGAAGUAAAGAAAAUACCUAAGAAAUAUUUUGGUGGCCAAGCUAUUGAAAAUGACGCAUCAAUGCAUCAAAUGCAACACGAUCUAUUAAACUUUGAUGAUACACUUAAACGAAUUUUUUUUCGACGAAAAAAAAAUAAACGAUCACGAAAAGAUGAACAACAACAACCAGAAGAAGAAGAAUAUUAUUAUGAGGAAGAAGAAGAACAACCAGUUGAUAGAGCAGAAAAUCCAGAAUAUCUUGAACCAAUAUAUGUUAGUAGAGGUGAUCUAUCAUCAAUGCCAACAACGGAUUCUUCAGACUAUACAACAACAACUAAUAAAUCACUGAUUUGGCGAUGCAGUCAUUGUACUCAAGAAAAUAAAGUAUCAGAAAAUUCAUGUCGACGAUGUGGACAAGCCGAAUCAAAAUUUUAA
Molecule: messenger RNA, 510 nt
Organism: Adineta steineri
Lineage: Eukaryota; Metazoa; Rotifera; Eurotatoria; Adinetida; Adinetidae
Source: the annotation of a GenBank genome assembly